AUGCGUACGACACCGGAGUACGUGGACCAAUUUUACAAUGAUUUUGGCGAGUACCAGACGGUCUACGAAGACGGGACGGUGGUCGUGGCCAGGAUCCGGCUGGAGGUGAAAAAGGUUUUGUUGCGACCCAUAUCCGCAUCCGAGUUAAUCGUGAACCCGAAUAUUUCGGUACCAUUAGGCGGACCGCCUGAUCGCCUGCUGAUCACCGUGACAAGCAAGUGGUUUACGCACGUUUUUGUCGUAGAGUACCGUCCGGAACGGCCGCUAACUUAUAUCAUUGCGUCGUCUUUCACUCAACAUAUUUCCGCCGGACCAGUCGUCGACCAGCCAACUCUGAAAACGACUUUCACUGCAAGUGACCCGCUGCUCAGAAUCCUAAAACACAUACCUUCUCCUGAAAUCGAAACUUCCUCUUCGAAUAACACUACCGGUAAUAUACUAUCUAAUUUAGCCAAAAACAACCCACUUGCUAGGAUCUUAAACCGGGUACAUAAUUCCGCCAAAAUCACCGUUACCCGCCAUCCAGUUAGAAAACUACACAAAAUUAACACUUUAGCAGUUCUUCCUAUAAAACCAAACAAAGGUAUAUUACUGUCUGAAUACUCCGUUACCAACUUCAAACGUUUUGUACAUACAAUUUUGCGAGAAAAUGUUCACUUGCCCAGGUCGUGGACGUUUUCCAGAAUUCGGCAUCGAUUUGUCGAGACGUUUUUCGAUAAAUUCACUCUCCAACAACGUCGGACGACCAUGUCCCGCGAUCGUAUUAUGUAA
This is a messenger RNA of Cinara cedri, 771 nucleotides long. The record is from the annotation of a GenBank genome assembly. Lineage: Eukaryota; Metazoa; Arthropoda; Insecta; Hemiptera; Aphididae.